This is a messenger RNA of Cataglyphis hispanica, 1771 nucleotides long. It is a transcript of the gene Rsph1, whose product is annotated as radial spoke head 1 homolog. The coding region runs from base 1 to 948 and encodes 315 amino acids. The transcript has 6 exons. The record is from RefSeq and is a predicted model, not a curated record. NCBI's taxonomy places the organism in Eukaryota, Metazoa, Arthropoda, Insecta, Hymenoptera, Formicidae.
AUGGAAGAAACAGAUCGGCAUCUAGGCGAACAUGGAGAGACUGAGAUUGAGCCACUUGGGGUAUACGAAGGCGAAAGAAAUGAGAAUGGCGAAAGACACGGUAACGGGAAGGCUUUACUGCCGAACGGCGAUAUGUACGUUGGCCAAUAUCGUGACGGGCUUAGAGACGGUAAAGGUGUCUACGUGUUCAAAAAUGGUGCUCGGUAUAACGGCGAAUGGAGACACGGAUGCAAAUACGGUCAAGGGAUCUUUUGGUAUCCUGACGGAACGCGAUACGAAGGGGAAUGGAAACGCGACGAGAGACACGGCUUCGGCGUUUAUUAUUACGCUAAUAAUGAUAUCUACGAAGGCUCGUGGAAGAAAAAUCUUCGCCAUGGUUUGGGAACGUAUUUAUACGCUAAUACAGAAACGAAAUUUAUGGGCACGUGGGUAGACGAUCGCAUGCAAGGACCUGGGCAACUCGUUCACGAGCGUCAUCGUUUCCAUGGUUUUUGGAAAUCGAAUGUGCCAUACGGGCGCGGUUGCUUCACUUUCGAAAACUUGUGCAUGCAACAUGGUCAUUACAUACAUAUGAGAGAUCCUGCAUAUGACCAGGCUUGGAUAUAUACGGAUAAAAUUGUGGAGAAAGGCGAUGGGGACAAGACAGAAGAACCGUUUUCCCCAAGGGGUAUUCUGCCGGUAUGGCGUGCUCGUUGCAUCACACCUUACAAUCCGGAGUUAUUGCCACCAGAAGCAGUACCCUUGCGAGAAGAAGAUUCAACGGAAUCUUUGAUUUUGAUUGACAAAAGCGACGAUGAUUUCUGGCCAAAGAUCGAGCAAGACUUGGAUUAUAUUGAAGGAGAUCACGAACAAUAUUAUCAGGAUUAUACUGAAGGAGAUCCCGAAGAAUAUUAUCAGGAUUAUGCUGAAGGAAAUCACGAAGAAUAUUAUCAGAGAGAAGAGCAUUGACGCAUUGACACAUUUCGCACUGACGCUCCUUAAAUGUUUGAAAUUGCAAACUGAAUCGAUCAAUCAAUUGGGUUACCAUACAUUAUUACCUUAUUCUCCGCAUCCUUAUCAAAUGUCAUUAAUUGAUAUAAUUAAAUUAAAUUAAAAAUGUUCUUAUAUUUCUUCAUAUUUUGCAAAACGAAAUAAAAAAAAGCAAGUGCAUGAUUUUAAGCGCUUUAUUUAAGAAAUUAUAACAACGAAUAUAUGUGUGUGUGUAUGUGAGUGUGCAUGCGUUCUUGCCACGCAAAACGUAGGAAUAUUAUUACAUUGUUGGAAAUCAUAUAAUAUCAUUAUAAUACUUGCAAUAAUUAUAAUAAAUGCGCAAGAGCGAUACAGUAUUCGCUCGAUCGAUAGUCCUACAUGUCGUACGUUAUUUACAAUUUGUUAGUGCAGUGUCGAAUUUAUUAGUCAGAGUAUGGUGAUUAGUGCACACAAUCGAAUUAUAUACAUAUCUUUUUAAGAUGUUUACGCGAAAUUGUAAAAGCACAAGCUCGGUUAUUGUUGUUCGUUGCGCGCGCAAGCCUGUUUGAAGUAAUCCUGUAAAGGAUGUGUCGCAGAUACGAUUAUAUUUCAUGUCUAGGUCCAUAUACUUAUUCGUACAUUUAUAUCUACAUCCUAUGUUUAUUUUUUUAUACUCAGAAUAAUUACGUUUACAAACGUAAGGACUGAGGGAGGAAGACUAAAUUUCAGUCGGAAAGUUGAUAAAGUCAUACGAAAAAGUGAAUGAAACGGUGAUAUUAUGUAUAUGUAUAUAAGUAUGUACAAUAAUAUUCAUAAUUCAACA